AUGAACAGCUUCGCCGAUGGCGGCUCCUCUAGGGUUUCGAUUCCUCACCAUCUCCGCAAAACCCUUCAGAGCAUCAGAGAGAUUACGGGAAAGCAGCACUCGGACGAAGACAUCUUCGCCGUGUAUAAGGAAUCCUUCAAUGAUCCUUACGAGACCGCCCAGAAGCUCCGAUUUCUCGAUACAUUUCAUGAAGUGAAGAGUAAAAGGGAGAAAAAGAAGGAGGCAAGUGUUCUUUUCGUUAUGAAUACCUUAUUUGCUAAUAUAGUGCCAAUUACCCAAGAAAGUGGCAGAAGUGGUCGGAGGAACUCUGCCUCCAGUAACACUUAUCAUGAUGCACGCAAUGGAAGAAAUUUUAAAAGGGGAAGUAGAGCUAAUCGUGUAACAGGAGCUUCUAGAACGUCUAUUCCUGCCACUAACAAAGCAAGAGACCUCACAGUACCGCAUGCAAUAAAGGUUUCUGCUCCUACCAGUCUUCCGAGUGGGGUAAACAAUCAUAAACUUCAAGAUGAUUGUACUGUUACUGUGAACAAGGGACAUGCAGAGAAAAAUCCUCUUUCCAAGUCUUCUUCUUCCUCCGAGGAUGGUGUUGAACCACAUAUGUCUAAAGCAAUUUCAGAACCAGUUGCUGCGCCUGUGUCCGUUCCCAUUGUACAAAACCAUAUACAAGAUGUAACUUCUGCUCAAGUCUCAGAGCCUCUUGUGAACAGCCAACCAGCAGAGUUGCAAUCAUCUACAUUCAGUCGACAGGAUCCUUCUUUGAUCUCUGCUUCUCAUUGCACUACUCAGUCAGAUCAAGUCACCAAAAAUGAGCCUGCAUCCAACAAAAGCAAAGGUCAAUUGCUUCUCAAGUCAGAUGUUGGUGAACGGUCGCACGUAACGUUUCCGUUCCACCUUCAGGUUGCCGAAGUGCUGCAGAAUGGUCUGACGUUUGGCAGUUUUGAUUCUAGUCUUCUGAGAGAGGCAUCUUCUAACAAUGGUGCUAGUGGCGGCGACGACUCAAAUUUUGAGUCUUCUCACGGGACAGGGGAUGAUGAGGGAGAUUCUUCUCCCGCUACCAAUGGUAUUCCCGGGGUCGGUUCUCCUAGAGAAGGAGCAUUCUCUUAUUUUGAAGAUGGGAUUUCAAAUUCAGCACCUGGAGCUGAGCUAGUGCGGAACUCAGAUCCCAUUGUCCCACCUGUAGAAGGUGAACUGGAGCAAGCUUUAUCCAACACACAAACUCAUCAAAUCGCUUAUGGCCGAGAAGCCCCGUUUACUGUGUUUGGCCUUGUCCCCUCAAUGACAGCAUUAGGCCAACCCCCUGGAAAUUCUAAUGCUCCAGCUAUAUCAUUAGUAUCAUAUCCACCAGAUCAGGGCUCCAUAGCAGCAGCCUCUCAGCAGGCAACUCAGCUUUUUAGGCAACAAUACCCACCCAAUUUCUUCCCUUAUAGUCCCUAUUACCCACCGUUUUAUAUGCCAUCACCAUACAUUCACCAGUUCUUGAGCCCAAAUGGGAUCCCUCAGCAGUCUUAUUUUCCACCAGGAGCUGCUCUAGCAGCACCUACCCAUAUAACACCAGUAGACGACACUGAGAACCCUCCUACCACAAACCCAUCCCCACAUGCUUCUUUAACAGUUGAUACUCACAUCCCAUCUGCAACCACCUUAAACUCUAAUCAUACUGAAGAGAGGACUUCACCAAUGACUGAAAGUGCAGCUGCGUGGAUUGGGCAGGGACUUGGCAACCUGCAGGUGAAUCCAAUGUAUAAUCUAGCCCUGCAAGGUCAGCCACUUGGUUUCCCAGUCGUGCAGGCUGGUCAUAGUGGGAUCAUUGGAAUGCACCAUCCAUCACAGCCCAUGACUGCUGCUUCAGCUACAUAUCAGACCUUGCCACCACCGCCACAGUCCACAAGGGCUAUGGCUGAACCAACAGGACACCCGCACAUCGCUUAUCAGCAACCUCAAGCUGCCUUGACGAAUUGGGACAACAACCAUUAA
Molecule: messenger RNA, 1974 nt
Organism: Thlaspi arvense
Lineage: Eukaryota; Viridiplantae; Streptophyta; Magnoliopsida; Brassicales; Brassicaceae
Source: the annotation of a GenBank genome assembly